Molecule: messenger RNA, 1160 nt
Organism: Amborella trichopoda
Lineage: Eukaryota; Viridiplantae; Streptophyta; Magnoliopsida; Amborellales; Amborellaceae
Source: RefSeq, a predicted model, not a curated record
ACAAAUUUGGUCUAAACUUUCGGAACAGCAAUCUAGAUAAAACUAGGACGGGGAAUUGGGGGGAGAGAAGAGUAUUAAAACCCAGUUGCAUUCUCCCGUAAGAAUACGAUUCCUCUCUUUACUUUUCUCCUCCUCUCUUUUGAUCCCCCAUACCCCAUCCCACGUUCUCAGUGUUCUUAUUGCCGAUCCUUUUACUUUCAUUCUUGAUGUUGGCUCUUCCUCUCUUUACGAAUGUUAGGGCUCUUCCUCUGUUUAGCCGUGUUAGAGCAAAUGCCCACGAGCAGUGGCCCCUUUUUCCAUGUCUCAUCCUCUGGAUCAUCUAACAAGGGCUGGUAUUACCGCUGUCUUGAGCUUGAUCCCUUGAAUUUCUUUCACUGACCUUAAAUUGAAUUGCCCCAAUUGUUUGCCCUCGCCUCGAUCCCUUGAAUUUCAACCUUAAAUUGAUUUGCCCCAAUUGUUUGCCCUAACCCCAAAUUAGUUCCUCUCUCUAGAUUAUGCGCCUUCUUCUCCUCUCUCGCACCUCCUUCUGUUUCCCUCUCUAAAAAUGGCGGUUUCUCAGCCCUCGAACUAGGUGAAUGUCUGGAAGAAACCCAUGGGAGUUAAACGUCUGAAGAAGCGGGGUCUAUUGAGGUCUCUUGAUGUAUUCCAUGCAUUCUUCAAAAAGAAUCAAGUUGCAGAUCUCAUGCUUAUUUCAAGAGAGCACAGGCCCCCCACGUUUUCUUGUGAGGGUCGAUGACACAGUUCGCACUGCUAUUCAGACUGCGCUUCGAUCCUACCCUCGUGAGGGUAGACUCCCCUUCCUCGGCAAUAAUUUUGACGACUUCUUCGUCUAUUGCGCCAAUUCUGACUUCAUAGCUCUGAGUCCAGUGGUGCCCAUCGGUAGGACUGGAGGGAGGAACUUUCUUCUCUACAAAAAGAAGCAGAAGCAGGAGGAAUACUACUUUGGUGAAUAGCAUAAACAACAUGGAAGAAGGGGAGGAAUGGUCAAAGGGCACGCCACUAACUGGAAGCUAUGGAUCAAUAAAUCUCUCUCCUUCAACCUUUCUCACUGAGGUUUCUGAAAUAAAUUAGUGUUAUUGCACUAUAAUGUUUCAUUAUUUGACUAGAGAACCUCUCUUAUGUUGGAGUGUUUCUUUAUCUAUUUAUUUAUUUUAUAGUUA